AUGCCAGGAUUACCGAUUGGCUUCACGGCUGUGAAGGACUGCAAGGCCGAUGGGGCUGUAGUCAGUAUACUCGGGAUCGUGAUGAGCUUGCAAGAACCACGAAAGACGCGGGGCACAGACUGGUGUCUCAACUUCAGCAUCCAAGAUGACUUCACAGCCGGCCCAGUCGGCGGCAGCUCCAGCAUGGGUUGUCGCGUAUUCAAACCGUCCCAGACCAGCCUGCCCAAGAUAACAGCCGCUGGCGACGUCGUCAUUCUGCGCAACUUCAAGCUCAAUCCUUGGCAAGGGCGCAUGGACUGUGUUAGCAACGUCGCGAGCGACAUCCUUGUCUUUCCAGCGAGCAAGAUUCCUGUACCAGAGCUCAGCCAGGCGUACUUGCUGGGCACGCAGCGACUAUUGUAUCAUGCCACCCCCGGAGCGAAAGAGCCGUCAGUACCGGAGCAAAAUGCUGUCCUGACUUUGAAGCAUUCAUCUUCAGGGUCCGCAAAAGAUGUUCAACAGCAUGCAUCCUUGGCGACUUACAAGGCUACCGCUCGACGUAAGGAGCACUUGAUCAAGGACCUUGCCGACGGCAUAUUUGCCGACAUUCGAGCACAGGUGCUGAAUAUCUACUAUUCUAAUUACGGCACAGUAGAGCUCAAGAUUACAGACUACACGCCCAACAAAGAUCUCUAUCUGUACGCAGACCCAGAGCGAGAGCCUGACCUGUUCCGCAAACGAGAGUGGCCUGGGCCUUAUGGGCAGGUCACACUGGAAGUGCGGCUUUACGAGCCUCAUGCAACCUGGGCACGUGCGAAUCUGACUCGAGAUGACUUUGUCUACCUGCGAAACGUACGCAUGAAACAUUCAGAUGUCAGAGUUCUGGAAGGAGCAAUGCAUGAGGACCGGCAAUUUCCUGAUCAAGUCGAUGUCCACAAAUUACGAGACGAGACUGUAAUUGAGGAGAUCCGUCAGCGCAGAGAAACCUACGAACAGCAGCGGUCGAAAGGGGGAACCACACAUCUCGUCAACGCUCCGAAGAAGUCGUCUGCGAAGGCAUCUGCCAAGAAAAAGCAGGAGAAGAAGGAGAGACAGCGUCUGCAGAGAGAAGCGGAGCAGAAAGAGCUCGAAGAAAACCAGGAGAAAUGGGAAGCCCAACGCAGUGGUAUCAAUCGGAACGUCCGUGCUGGCUUUUCUGAAGCCCAACGAUCGACGAUAUCAGAGAUUCUCAACAACCCUCACAUUCAGGCAAGGACAUCAACAAAGUGCAACUCGUUCAUACUGCCCUUCAUCAAUUGCAGGCAUCGGUCCCGUGUCAGAAUCGUGGACUUCUACCCACCAGAACUCGAAGACUUCUCGCAUUCUCUUGAUGAUCCUAGUUGGACACCACGCUCAAAGAGUCAACGAUGGGAAUGGGGAUUCGUUCUCCUGUUAGAGGAUGCGAAUGUUCCUCACGACACAGUGCCUGAGCAGCUGCGUCUCAUCAUAAACAAUGAUGCAGCUCAAUACCUCGGAUUGGGGAAUGCGAGAGACCUAAAAGCCGAGCCAAGAAUCCUCGACCAGCUGAGAGAGAAGCUCUUCAUCAUGUGGGGUAAUCUGGAAGAGCUGAAAAGCGGCUUGAGGGCUCGCGGCCAAGACCUCCCACUCCCACCAGGAGACAACAGAUUGGAUAACAAACCCAUCGAUUGUGUCAUCGAGGAGUACGGAAUCGAAUGCUCCGUGACCGAGGAUCACCCAUUUGGAUAUCAGCGGCUGCACAAGCUUGCUUUGACGAAGAUCAUGAGCUGA
Messenger RNA from Didymella exigua CBS 183.55, 1767 nucleotides. RefSeq lists its product as uncharacterized. NCBI's taxonomy places the organism in Eukaryota, Fungi, Ascomycota, Dothideomycetes, Pleosporales, Didymellaceae. The coding region runs from base 1 to 1767 and encodes 588 amino acids. Gene Ontology annotation, cellular component: nuclear telomere cap complex; chromosome, telomeric region. Gene Ontology annotation, biological process: telomere capping; regulation of telomere maintenance via telomerase. The record is from RefSeq and is a predicted model, not a curated record. Gene Ontology annotation, molecular function: telomerase inhibitor activity; G-rich strand telomeric DNA binding. The transcript is spliced from 3 exons.